UUUAUGAUUGGUCGAGAAUUGAAUCCACGUAUUGGAUCAUUCGAUAUUAAGUGUUUUGUGGAACUUCGACCAGGCUUAAUUUGUUGGACCAUUGUAAAUACAGCCAUGGCUAUUAAACAAUAUCAUGAACUUGGGUAUGUCACAAUUGGAAUGUUCUUAAUCUUAAUUUUUCAAGGAUGGUAUUGUAUUGAUGCUGUUUACAAUGAGCCUGCAGUUUUAACAACGAUGGAUAUCACUACAGAUGGCUUUGGUUGGAUGCUGUCAUUUGGAAAUUUUACAUGGGUUGGAUUUUUAUAUGCUCUUCAAGCAAGAGGUGCAAAUAAUGAAAAAAAUCACUUUAGGAAUAAUCCUGAAGAUCCGAAAGUUAAGCAUUUAAAAUAUAUAACAACUGAGGCUGGUUCAAGAUUAAUUAUUUCUGGAUGGUGGGGAAGAGCAAGGCAUAUAAAUUAUCUUGGCGACUGGUUAAUUUCAUGGGCUUGGUGUUUGCUUUGUGGAUUUGAUGAUAUUAUACCAUACUUUUAUGUUGUAUAUUUUGCAGUAUUAUUAAUUCAUCGAGAAUUUAGGGAUGAAGAAAAAUGUAAGAAUAAAUAUAAAAAAGAUUGGGAUAGAUACUGUGAAAUUGUAAAGUGGAGAAUUAUUCCCGGUAUAAUUUAUUUGGAUUUUUUGAUGUGA
This is a messenger RNA of Dentiscutata heterogama, 672 nucleotides long. The record is from the annotation of a GenBank genome assembly. NCBI's taxonomy places the organism in Eukaryota, Fungi, Glomeromycota, Glomeromycetes, Diversisporales, Gigasporaceae.